Messenger RNA from Beta vulgaris subsp. vulgaris (sugar beet), 2038 nucleotides. RefSeq lists its product as uncharacterized. The transcript is spliced from 2 exons. The record is from RefSeq and is a predicted model, not a curated record. Gene Ontology annotation, molecular function: S-adenosylmethionine-dependent methyltransferase activity. Bases 266 to 1831 code for a protein of 521 amino acids. NCBI's taxonomy places the organism in Eukaryota, Viridiplantae, Streptophyta, Magnoliopsida, Caryophyllales, Amaranthaceae.
UGAUCACAGAUGGAACCUUCGUACGUGUACAAACGGCCCAAACGUUAUCAAAUACUUCCCCCCUUUCUCCUUCUUGCAAGUUGCAAACAACCACCAAAAUUAUUGUUCGUUUCUCUCACUAUCACUUCACCUCCACUCUUCAUUUCUCCAACCGUACUCUCACUGCAAUUCCUCCAUUUUUCAGAUCUAAAUCCCAAACAAACGUCCAAUUAUGUAAAUUGUACCACCAAAAAACAACAAAUGGGUUGAUAAAAGAAUUUGAAAAAUGAUGGAUUUCACUUGGUAUAACCCAAUGUCUAGAAGAAUUCCAAGGAGUGUUUGGUUAGGGUUCCAAAAAUCAAUGGGUCUCCUCGUGGGUGGAAACCACACCUCUUCCAGGUUUUGUACUCGCUCGAUGAAAAUGGUGGGUGGAGUGCAGAAAUUUGGGGGUUUUAAGGUAGUGAAAUGGCAAGCUUUUAAUGGGUCUUUAGCUAGAAGAUUGGCCAUUCGAACUUUGUUGUUUGCGCUUGUCAUUUCCAUGUUGCCCCUUUUGCAACUUGUGAUUGAUGUGGAUCCAGCAAAACCCAUGUUUUUGAGCUCUGAUGCAUGUGACUCUGAAAUGGGUUAUAUGGAUCCGAAUUCGAUAGUGGGUUGGGUUCUAAAACCCAUUGCUCCGAUUGUAUUCCCACGCCGGAUGUCCGGAAUGUGCAAGGACAAUGUGAAUUUGACUAUUGAUGUGGUGAGGGAGCUUAUGGGGAAGAAUUUGCUCAAUUAUGGAGCAAAAGCCCUUUGUAUUGGGCAUGGGACAGCAUCGGCUGUCUCGGCAUUGCGUGAAAUGGGGUUUUCGAAUGUUGAUGAAAUUCAGAGGCACCCAUUCUUCAUGCUUAGGCAAAAGCAAGUUGUUUGUGAACUUAAUUUUGGUGACAAUUCGUUUGAUUUUGUCAUUGCAAAGGACCUUAGUAAGGUCUCAGUUCCUGCUGUUCUUGUGAGUGAAGUGGAGCGCAUUCUCAGAUCCGGUGGCACUGCAGCUAUGCUUGUGGGUAGUGCAGGUUCUAAUCAUGAUAGUUUGAUUAGGUCUGCUACUAUGGUUUCAUCCUUUUUGAAACGUUCCAAUGUGAUUGAUGUUGUAAGUUUGGGCAGUUUCACCUUGGUUGCAUUUAAGAAGAGAGGUCACAAGUUGGGUUCUUAUGAACAGUAUCACCUGCCGACAAACUGUCCUUCUAUCAAGCGCAACAAACCUAUAAUGAAUAAGGUGGAACCUCUUGUUGACAAGAAGCCAACGUCCAGUGAUCACAAAAUUGCAUAUCUACCUAACUUUGUGGGUGUACCCUCUAAGGGGAAGUUGGUUUAUAUAGACAUGGGUGCAAAGGAAACUGCAAAAUUUAGCAAUAGCAAUCGUUUCCUGCCCACCUCAUACCCUAUCGAUUCAAAAAAUUUUAGUGUUUACAUCGUUGAUCAUGAUGCAUUGGUGCUGUCUUCCCAUGUUAACAGCCCUGGUGUUACCUUCAUUUAUCACCCGGGGUUGGGUGAAAGUGUUGCAGAAGAAAAAUUAAACUCUUUUAGAGAUGAAGAGCCACUUGUUGACGAUCAGGAGUUUGAUUUCCUUGUUUGGUUCAAGGAAACUGUUGAAUUUGCGGAUUUUGUGGUCUUGAAUAUGAAUAUGGGAAAAGCGAAAAUGAAAUUUCUAUCGGAAUUGUUUGAAAGUGGCAUAAUUUGCUAUGUUGAUGAGCUGUUCCUGCAAUUCUCCGAUGCGGACCAUGAUGAUAAUGGUGGUAUUGGUGAUAGCUACAUCAACCUCUUUAAGAGCCUCAGGAGCGUGGGUGUGUUUGUCCAUCAAUGGUGGGGCAAUUGAGUCACCUCAAGUUUCAGCAAGCUCGUGUUAUUAUUUCUUCUUUUAAUAAAAUACCUCCCAACUCUGGUCCCUUGAGGCAUUGUUGCGUGGUAGAUCAUGUAUGAUGUUGUUUAAACUAAACCAUUAUGUUGAUCAUCGUAAUGGAUUUCGUGUUUUGUUAUCUUUGUAAUUUGUAAUGGUAUUAAGGAGUUUGCUGUUUUUCAGUCA